Lithohypha guttulata is the source of this 2544-nucleotide messenger RNA. RefSeq lists its product as uncharacterized. The record is from RefSeq and is a predicted model, not a curated record. The transcript has a single exon. NCBI's taxonomy places the organism in Eukaryota, Fungi, Ascomycota, Eurotiomycetes, Chaetothyriales, Trichomeriaceae. Bases 1 to 2544 code for a protein of 847 amino acids. Gene Ontology annotation, biological process: microtubule nucleation; spindle assembly; cytoplasmic microtubule organization. Gene Ontology annotation, molecular function: gamma-tubulin binding; microtubule minus-end binding. Gene Ontology annotation, cellular component: gamma-tubulin complex; centrosome; spindle pole.
AUGGAAACAGAUCCUUUCUCGUCUGAAGGCAUCAUAGAAUUACAACCUCUGCACCUAGGAUCUGCCGAUGCAUGGUGCGCCGUCGAGUUCGACGCAAGUCCGGAAAAUGAAUUCUUGCAUCUGGCGGAAGUGCCACAAGCUUCCGUACACAAGCUGCAACCUAGCAUCUUGAAGUUAGAACUUGCACAUGACUCCUUGGAACGAAUCGAUGUUGACGACUCAACAUCAACAGAGCCCGAACACACUCCUUCGCAUACAGUAGCUUCUCAAUUCUACGAAGACGACGUUAACAUUUGGACAGCUGUUUUCACAUCUCCAGCCAAAUCAAGACACGAGCUUCUGAGCUGGGACCACUUUAAUGGCCAUAACAACCAGUUACAAAAGCCAAUAUAUUUGACAGAAACGGCGCCAAAAGUAUACGACGCGUUCAUCAGCAGAGUAUGGCGAUCCAAACACGAUACUCGUCUGAAGUAUGCCGAUGUUGACCACAUGCGCCAUGCGCUCGUUAAUCUCAUGCUUGGCCGAAACUCCCGCUUCUUUAUGUGGGACAACACAUCAUCUACCUUCCGGCUGAGCAUUGAUGAUAUUAGUCUGCCGGGACUGACCCCAGAGUUCACACGCACGGUCUGCGGUCGGUUUAUUUCUCUAGGGUCUGACAUCCGGCGUCUGAAGGACUUCUGUGAUUUAUUAAGCACUACUUCAACUGUCUGCGCCUUGCAGAGCUCAAUCGUUCAGGUUGUCUAUGGCAUCGAGCAGCAUUUUGCAGCACAAGUCGCCGGCACCACUACCAUUCUCCAGCUGCACGACAAUGCCGAGCUUUAUAUGGGAAUAGUUGGCUUAUUGUCAAGACUCACUAGCCUUGUUGGCCGUGCGGUUGACGAGAAGACACUCUUGACAGCAGUCCUCGCGGCUCUUGACGAAGCCUGGUUUUCAGCUAGCGACUUUCAAUACACAAUCAAUCUUUUGGCAGCCGCUAUUGUUGAACCUGUUCUACGCAAGAUCAGUGAACAGCUCCGCACGCCUUCAGAGCAAACAUUUAACACGGCUAGUGUGCUCUUGUCAGAUCUACUUCCGCAGGAGAUGGAUGUUGUCAGCGAAACCACCGAAUGCCUUGUCAUUGUGUACAAGCAUGACCCGCAGUCACAACGCCAUGCUGCCAAACCUCUCGAAUCCAUGACAUUGGUGUAUAAAUGGGGAGACAUUGUCGAAAUGCAGCGGCUUGCUGAUGAGCUUGAGGAUAAUCUGAAGGCCUUUCCACGUGGAUCAUACAGCAAUGCCAUACCACAUAGUUUACACGAGGUCUGUUCGAUUUCAGGAUAUCCCUUCCAGGUCGACUUCGACCUGCUGCCGAAUAACUUGAUGUUUGAGGCUGGCAAUAGCGACAAGGAAGAGGCAGCAACUCCGACUAUACGGAACUUGGUCUCCGAAGCACUAAUGUUGGAGCGUGCAGAGAACGAACCGGACCUCUCACCUCUGCAAUCUUUGAAACUGUCCCUGACACCCUCGCUUCAAGCUCAACACCGUGUUGCUACUUACACGCUUCUAAAAACGAUGUUCAUCGAUCACAACCUUACAAUGCAUCUAGAGGCACUUUAUGCAUUCCCGCUUCUGGGCAGUGGCUCGUUCGCUACACGAUUGAGUAGAGCUUUAUUCGACGCUGGCCAGAAUAGUGCGACAGGGCUGAAUGCUGGACUCGGACUCGAUAAUAGGGAGACCUGGCCACCCGCAACUUCCGAAAUACGACUUGCACUUACUGGUCUUUUCUUAGAUUCCGAAAGUCCGGCGCUGAAUCGUGAGGUACUCGAUUGUCUCUCUUUCGCUAUUCGAGAUCUAUCGGAGGAAGAACUGGAGUGCUGUAGGGACGUUCACUCAAUCUACGUACUCGACUUCCUGAAGUUGAAUUACAGUCAAUCAAACCACAUCAUCGAGCUCGUCAUCACUCCGACAAUCCUCGAUAGAUACGAUCGUGUAUUCAGAUUCCUGCUUAUACUGCUUCGACUGCAUGCACUGGCUCAGAAAACGCGGUUGAGGCUCGUGCGUAAACGACAACCGCGAUACCCAUCUACACAGAGCAACAAACUCUGCACGGAGGUCCAUCAUUUUGUCUCGACCCUUGUUGACUUCGUCCUUAAUACAGUGAUAAAGCUUCCGGCCAUGGUGUUCUUAAACCACACGAAGACGAUACAUCAUCUUCUACUUACAGACAAAUACGAGGAGAGUAUGAACAUCGUAAAAAGCAUCAGUCAACUACGCAACUACCACGAGGAGAUACUAGACGAAGUUCUUGAAGGACUUCUUCUGGGGGAGAAGCAGACCAAAGCCUAUCAGUUGACGUGCUCAAUCCUGUCACUUUGUUUGGAGAUUCUGUCUGACCUCACUAGCUCAGAAGCCUCCAGUAUGAGUCGUUUAUCGAAGGAGUUCAGGUCGCAGAUGCAAAUAUGGUUACAUGAAAUCCGGUUCUUAGCUAAAUCUUUAAAGCCAGCGCUACAGAGACUUGAGCACCUCUGCCUUGCCCUCGAUCUAUCUGGAUAUUACAAGUCCUGA